GUCAACUCCGCUGUCGAUGGAAGCCACAAAAACACAGACGCCCACCUACCGAUAUCGCCGCUCAGCCUCUCAUUCUCCACCGAGUCCUUCAAAAUGGCGGCAGCUUCCUCCAUCCAGCCGCCGAGCGUACAUACGAUAAUGCAGGAAAAUUCACCUUUCCUGGAGUCGGAUAGCCCCGAAAGCCGUCAGGAUGAAGACACGCCGGCUGAAGGGACGAGUCUUCGAGAUAUGCCCGAUUUGGACCCAGAGGAAACUGAAAAAAGGCUGGAGAAAACUAAUCGGGAGCUGAGCAACAGGAGAAAAAUCCUCAUCAAGAACCUGCCACAAGAUACAACCAACCAGGAGGUCCAUGACAUUUUGAAAGAGUACGAGCUCAAGUAUUGUUUUGUGGACCGGAACAAAGGAACAGCCUUCGUGACCCUGCUGAACGGCGAGCAGGCUCAGCACGCCAUCUCCACGCUGCACCAGUCGAGCGUGCGCGGGCGCCUGAUCAACGUGCAGCUGCAGCCCACCGACUCGCUGCUGUGCGUGGCCAACCUGCCGCACACGCUCUCCUCCGAGGCCUUCCACGCGCUGGUGCGUGCCCACGGCAACGUGGAGCGAUGCUUCCUGGUGCACAGCCCCCGCUCCGGACACUCCAAGGGCUACGGCUUCGUGGAGUACAUGAAGAAGGACUCUGCGUCGCGAGCGCGGUCGGAGCUGCUGGGCCGGGCGCUUGGUGAGCGGGCGCUGGUGGUGCAGUGGACGGAUGCCAACCAGCUGAUGGAGCCGGAGCAGCUGCAUGCCCGCUGCCUGUGCGUGGACCGGCUGCCGCUGGACUUCGACGACACCGAGGAGCUGUGCCGCCUCUUCUCACAGAGACACCGGCCCGUCUUCUGCCAGCUGGCGCAGGACGAGGGCAGCCCAGUGCGCGGCUUCGCGGUGGUGGAGUACGAGUCGUCGGAGCAGGCGGAGAGCGUGCUGCUGGAGAUGGACCGCACACUGAUCCAGGGUCAGGAGAUACGCCUCUCGUACUGCUGCCCCGGGACCACGGGACGCAGCACACUGGCCGCCCUCAUAGCAGCACAAGGAGUGAUGUUGAGCAGUAAGAAGGGCCUGCUGCCAGAGCCGAGUAUUGCCCAGCUCCUGACCAGCAUGACCAACCCAGCCGCCCUGCAGGUGCUCAUGAGGCCCUACCACACUGGUAAACACAGAGGAGGUAAAUUUGGGCGUCCCCAUAGUCUGCCCUUCCUGCGGCCUCCCCUCACAGCAGCACUGCUCCAGCUGGGCAAGGUGCAACAGAAUACCAUGCUAGGUAAUGGUCUGGUUCUCCAGAAUCUUCUCCACAUGCAGCUGGCCCAGCAGCAGCUCUUGCAGAUCAAAGACAAACACAUCACUAAUGUGUCAAGUCUGAUGGCGGACCCCUCGCGGCUGCUGCUCCAUAAAGCUCUGGGUCUGCGCGCUCCACCGCCUGCUCCGACUCCAGCCAGCCAGGCCCCAGCUGCCGCCCCCCUGGCCCUGGGGAAGGGGCUGCUGGGAGACUCCCCCCCUGGGGAGGUAGGCUCAGACUCGGCCCCCACCACUCCCCAAGCUCCAGCCUCCAGUGCCGGCAUGGGGCCCUACCUGUCUGGACGCACCCAUCACCACCACCACCACCACCACCCAGGUGCCACCCAGGUGACCACAGAGCAGAACGGUGCCGCCCACACCCACACCCACGCUCACGUCCAUGGUCAUGCCCCCACGGCUCCAGACAAGCAGCCCGUACCUCCAGGGACGCAUCACCACGCAGCAGGGGUCUCCUCGGUGGCCACGCAGCCCCAGCUGCAGGGCUUCCUGUCGGGCAUGAGCAGCCCCAGCAUGGGGCCCCUGUUGGCCGCCACGGCGCCCAAGGCAGCCAGCAGCCUCCACAGCACCAGCACGGAGAGCUCGGCCAUCACGUCUAACAGCCAGACGUCUCUGCUGGGUGAGCCUCCUAAGGAGGUGAAGCUCCCCUCCAACCCCUACCUGAACCUGGCCAGCGUCCUGCCGGGAGCCAUGCUGCAAGCCCCCCCAGGCAGCAGUAAGGCCCAGGCUCUGCCCACCCACAGUGUGGCCUACACCUCCGUCAUGCCCCCCGCCACCCACCCGGCCGCCGCCUACAGCACCGACGCCCCCACGGCCGAGUACACACAGGCCUACAGCCAGCCCUACUCACAGGAGGCCAUGCAACAAUGGUAUCAGCACUACCAGGCUCAGAGCUACACUGGUGCCAGCCAAGAGGCCACCCCACUCCCAGAGUACAGCAAGGAGCAGCCUCAGGCCACGGCCACGACCACGUAUGGAGACUACAGCUCCUACAUGCAGGCUGUCAGCCAGUACUACACACAGACGCAGAUCAACCCGGCAGCAGUGCAGGCCUACCAGCACAGAGACGUAAGCAAGGAGGCGGAGGUAGUGAAGGCCAGCCUGGGACCGGGCCUGAAUGGCAGUGCCCAGACGGUGCUUCCUGCCGCCGUGCUGCCCGCCUACGGUGCCCUACCCAUCAUGCCCAGCUUCAUCAGCGCCCCCCACGCCACCCCCAUCACUGCAGCCCUGCCCCAGCCCCCCGCCCCUACCGCCGACUGGAACCAGUACUAUUACGCUCAGGCCCAGGCGCGUGGUCAGAAGAGGGAGUAUCCUCAGCUGCAGGUGGCCGAGGUGGCCGCAGACGGCCCGUACGUGGGCCAGCACUCGCAGGGCCUGGGGGGCCAGUACGCCGACUACUUCAAGAAGAAGCGCAUCUAACACACACACAAGAAACACACACACACGCACACACACACACACACUUUGUAAUGUAUACACACACUUGUAGGUGUGUUUGGUUUUGUCUCGUUGUGAUGUCCAUACCAAGUAUUCUGUUUUACUCCAACAACUCACACAGACACACAGACACAUGCACACACAUACAGUGCACACGCACACACGCACAC
This is a messenger RNA of Engraulis encrasicolus (European anchovy), 2933 nucleotides long. RefSeq names its product ribonucleoprotein, PTB-binding 2 (gene raver2). Gene Ontology annotation, molecular function: mRNA binding. Lineage: Eukaryota; Metazoa; Chordata; Actinopteri; Clupeiformes; Engraulidae. The record is from RefSeq and is a predicted model, not a curated record. The transcript has 16 exons. The coding region runs from base 94 to 2745 and encodes 883 amino acids. Gene Ontology annotation, cellular component: nucleus.